CUAAGUUGAUUGUAGUCACAGGAAUAUUGGAGUGUGGAUGGAGUAGAUAGAGCCAUAGAGGUCUAUUUUUAUCCAACAUCUUUCUUGUGUGUGUGUGUGUAUAUAUAGAGAGAGAGAGUGAGUGUGUGUGAGAGAGAAAGAGCGGGUAAAUGGGAAGAUCGUUUGUGUACGUGAUACUUGGUGGAGGAGUGGCUGCCGGUUAUGCAGCUCUUGAGUUCGCCAACAAAGGUGUCGCUCAUGGUGAACUCUGCAUCAUCUCCGAUGAACCUGUGGCUCCUUAUGAAAGACCUGCACUCAGCAAAGGCUUUCUACUCCCAGAAGCUCCUGCACGUCUACCUGCAUUUCACACGUGUGUAGGCGUCAAUGAAGAGAGGUUAACACCUAAGUGGUACAAGGAACAUGGAAUUGAACUGAUUCUUGAUACUCGGGUAACGUCUGCUGAUGUAAGACGUAAGACACUUGUAACUGCAGCAGGAGAAACAAUCAGCUAUAAAUUUCUUAUCAUUGCAACAGGUGCUCGGGCUUUUAAGCUUGAAGAGUUUGGUGUAAGCGGAUCAGACGCUGAAAAUGUAUGUCAUCUGCGUGAUUUGGCCGAUGCAACCAGGCUUGUGGACCUGAUGCAAGCCUCUACUGGCGGUAAUGCGGUGGUUAUUGGUGGUGGCUACAUUGGAAUGGAGGUUGCUGCAUCCUUGGUCAUAAAUAAGAUUAAUGUUACCAUGGUGUUUCCUGAGCCACACUGCAUACCCCGUUUAUUCACCCCAAAGAUUGCAAGUUUUUAUGAAGAGUUUUAUAAAUCAAAGGGUGUAAAUUUUGUCAAAGGCACAGUUUUGUCAUCGUUUGUUAUCAAUCCUGAGGGGAAGGUUAUUGGAGUUAAUCUGAAGGAUGGAAGCUAUCUUCCUGCUGACUUGGUGGUCGUAGGAAUUGGAAUCCGUCGAAACACAAGUCUAUUCGAAGGCCAACUCACUCUAGAGAAAGGAGGAAUCAAAGUAAACAGCAUGUUGCAAACGAGCAACAGCUCGGUGUAUGCAGUUGGUGACGUGGCAUCAUUUCCGGUAAAGGCUUUUGGUGAAAUCCGACGGCUUGAACACGUUGAUGCUGCUAGAAAAUCAGCUCGCCAUGCUGUCUCUGCGAUAAUGGAACCAGAUACUACACCAGAAUUCGAUUACCUGCCAUUCUUCUAUUCCAGGGCAUUCUUGUUUUCGUGGCAGUUUUAUGGAGAAAAUUUGGGAGAAGCCGUUUAUUUCGGAGAUUUUUCAGGAACUAGUUUUGGUGCAUACUGGGUCCACAAUGGUCAUCUAGUAGGAUCUUUUCUCGAAGGUGGAAGUAAAGAAGAGUAUGAGGCGCUAGCCAAAGCGACGAGGCUUAGACCGGCGAUUGAUGAUAUGAGUGACCUCGAGCGGCAGGGUCUAAGGUUUGUGGUGACACUGAGCCAGAAACAACCGGUGCUGCCUAUAGUGGAUGUGGGGAGUUCGACAUCACUUGUUGUUUUAGAAAAACCGGAGUACCCUUGGCAUGCAGCUGCAGGGGUGGUGGCAGCGGCUUCGAUAGCUGCAUUUGCUUAUUGGUAUGGAAGAAGACGCCGGCGAUGGUGAGAGUUGCGGGUUGAUUAUUUUCACGAUGAAUACACACCCCCUAAAAUUUGUUAUUAAAAUCAACUUAUUGAGUCCAAGUUUAGUGCCUAUACCCUUGUUGUGCAAUUUCAGUAGGAGGUUUGGACAACACGAAUACUCAUGUGCUAUGACAGUAAGACUUGUAUACAUAACAUAAUCAAAAUAUUCUAUCAUGUAUAGCAUAUGUGUUCAUGUAAAAGGAUAUUUAAUUUCUGUAAAUUAGUAUCUUUGUUAUGGUUUCAUAUAAAAAGUUCUUUUUCUUGUAA
Messenger RNA from Helianthus annuus (common sunflower), 1876 nucleotides. RefSeq names its product monodehydroascorbate reductase 4, peroxisomal. The record is from RefSeq and is a predicted model, not a curated record. Bases 150 to 1592 code for a protein of 480 amino acids. Gene Ontology annotation, cellular component: cytoplasm. The transcript is spliced from 7 exons. Gene Ontology annotation, molecular function: oxidoreductase activity, acting on NAD(P)H; flavin adenine dinucleotide binding. Lineage: Eukaryota; Viridiplantae; Streptophyta; Magnoliopsida; Asterales; Asteraceae.